Gossypium arboreum is the source of this 1236-nucleotide messenger RNA. Its product is annotated as E3 ubiquitin-protein ligase RZF1. Gene Ontology annotation, biological process: protein ubiquitination. The coding region runs from base 1 to 1131 and encodes 376 amino acids. NCBI's taxonomy places the organism in Eukaryota, Viridiplantae, Streptophyta, Magnoliopsida, Malvales, Malvaceae. The transcript has 2 exons. The record is from RefSeq and is a predicted model, not a curated record. Gene Ontology annotation, cellular component: cytoplasm. Gene Ontology annotation, molecular function: ubiquitin protein ligase activity.
AUGUAUGAUAAUAUAUGUUGUUUCCAAUGUGAUGAUUUCGUAAACCUCAACCAAAUCAAUCAAAACAGGAGAAAAGCAUCUGAAAACGAGAAGAAGAAGAUGUCUCUAAGCCCACCUAGAGCAAGGGUCAAUGGUGCGGCCCCUGGGAGGAACUACCGGCUUUACUGGUGCUACCACUGCCAUCAAUCUGUCCGGAUUGCUUCUACAAAUCCGUCGGAGAUUGUCUGCCCUCGAUGUUUUGGGCGGUUUGUUUGCGAGAUGGAAAUCAACAGGCCUAGGAUGGUUGUUGAUUUCACUGCUUUUGAUCCAUCCCCUGAAGCUCGUCUGUUGGAAGCACUCUCUCUUAUUAUGGAUCCUCCUAUCAGGCUAUUCAGUCUUGGUAAUUCUGAUAGCCAAGAAUCUCGGGGCAGGCCUUGGUUGAGACGUCGGAACAACUUACUAGAAUCCGAAGGUGAAAAUCGGCCUCUGGAGCGUCUUCGUAGGCACAGGAGCCGGAGUUUAGAUGGAACUGAUGAUAGAGAACAAGAACCUGAAUCUCUAGGUCAUCCUAGGACUUGGAUUAUUGUUCCACCGCCGGGUCCUUUUGGCCUAGGCCAAGCAGGACCAACUUUUCCGCAUGAAACCCCUGGACGCCCUGCUCUGGAUCCAAGGAACUUCUUUUCCGGACCAGGACUAAAUGAGUUGAUAGAUCAACUAACACAAAAUGACAGGCCAGGAGUACCACCAGCUCCGGAGUCAACAAUCGACGCAAUUCCAACAGUAAAGAUCACGGAAUCGCAUCUACGCAAUGAUUCGCAAUGCCCAGUCUGUAAGGAAGAAUUCAAGGUUGGUGAAGAGGCAAGAGAGUUGCCUUGUAACCAUAUAUACCACAGUGAUUGUAUUGUGCCUUGGUUAAGGCUCCACAAUACUUGCCCCGUUUGCCGCCAUGAGUUGCCUGUCAGCAGUACUGAUGAACAAUCCAGCAAUGACUGUUUCUCCGAACCCGAGGUUUCUUCCAGAAGAAGAGGUUGGAGGCUUAGGCAACUGGCUAGUAAUUUGUGGCCUUUCCAUUGGAGGCAUCAGAGAAUUAACCCAGAGACCUAUGGAACUCCUGCAGUUGAAUCAAGGUCGCAGGGAUGCUGUAUUCUUUAGGAUUUUAUAUGCAGCUGUUCACUUCAAAAUUUGACUAUUUUAUUCAAUUUCAUAAUUGUUUGAUAUCAACUUCCAACUUUAUAAAAAAGUUAUUUUAGCAUUUCA